ACACGGCACUCUGACUGGUCUGACAGCAGAACUGGACGGCCUGACCGUGCGUUAGCGUCAGACUUCUCCAUGUUAGAGGAGAUCUUGCGAGCCUCUGAUUGCCUUAUAAGAUAUGGGGAACAGGAUAAGGAGGGACACCCUGCAGUGCCCAGAGAACAGGCAACAGUUCCUCGGCACAAUCAAUCGUGGGAUUCAGCCCAGUCGGGCAGCCCUGGGAUCUAACCCGUCGAUCCAGUUGUGUGGCGGGUACAAACAAAGCUAUCCCUCCCCAACCCUUCUCCCUCUCUUUGUCUUGAUCUCUUUCCGAUGCACUGUCCCCUUUUUACGGCUAUGGAUUUGUUCCAUUUCAGAGAUACUCCGUACCGCGAGUGCUCUCUCUCUCCCUCUCUCCCUCUAUUUCACAGACAGGUGAAUUAGUGAUAUAUCAAAAGGGGUAGGAUGGAUCCCACGGCUAAAUUAGUCCUAAUAGUGCCAUCUACUACGGUAUUGUCCGUUUCAGCAAGGAUGUAUCGUAUGUAAGUGACCCGUACGGAAAUAAUACUAACAGCCACUGCCAAGUGCCAAGUCGUCGGACUUGUCUCAGACGGAAGAGGAAGCGAAUGGGCCAUGUUGGUCGACUCCAUCCAUCCUGGCGCUCAAAGCUCUUUUUGGCCCCCGUCUUGGCAUGGAACUGUUGGCAGUUGGAAACAAACGUCUGGAGAACAUGGUUGUCUCUGGUAUCAAAAGACCUGUCAUGAUCUCUAUUUUGAGACGUCAGAGAGGCAGUGCUGGGAUCAAUGCAACAAUGUCAUUGAAACGAGUCUGACAGGAUUCACCCCCACUACAAUGUUACUUACCUGCGGACUCGAAAAGGAGAGCAACACAGCUUCAAUUGACGUCCACGAAGCUAAGCUCCAGGAGUUCCUCGUGCCAUUGGGUGCCACAUGGCAUCACGAGACCACUUACUUCAUGGGCUCGUAUCUCAAGGUUUACUUUUGACCUUGUUAAAGCAUUGAUACUCUCAACGACCAGGAUGCACAGACGACUCUGUACUUCAAUAAACUCAAUCACAGUGAAUAAAUUCAGCCCACCCAACAUGCAAUGCAAUGCAACAAUAAGCAAGUAACCCCCCAACAUAUCUCCGACCGUACGACACAGAACAUACCGAAAGUAAACUAUAACUGCACACACCAAAAAUUAUUGAAAGACAAAUCUUGAAAUAAAACCACCUUCUCCACCUCGAUCCCCCCCAAACCCUCUGUCCUCGGCGACCAUCCGACAAAAGGGGCAAACGGAUGGAGAAAACCAGCCACUCUCAUUGGUAUCAAAUCAACCCUUUUUGCUGAGUGAUGGCGACAGGGUCGAUCGGCCUUAUUUUUCCUUUUCUUUUUCUUUUCUUUUUCUCUUUCCUUUCUUGAUUUCGUUUCCUUUGGAGUUGAGUUGGGACAAAUGUUUCUUUCUACUCUUUGUUCAUUUUGUAUCAGUUCGGUUUACUGUGGGGUUACUCAUACUCCUUGUAGGAAGUAUCCAAAUGCCGGCAUGCAUAAAAGUGAAUGAAAUGUGGCUUUUGGUGGAAGUUAUAUUUGGAAUGGACUUGUGUCUAAGUUGUCCCGCCCUCGGGACGGACACGUUGUCCAUUGCCUGCGC
Molecule: messenger RNA, 1626 nt
Organism: Aspergillus pseudonomiae
Lineage: Eukaryota; Fungi; Ascomycota; Eurotiomycetes; Eurotiales; Aspergillaceae
Exons: 1
Coding region: 607-978 (123 amino acids)
Source: RefSeq, a predicted model, not a curated record